AAACCAACCAACAGGAAUGUGUCAACCGUCAAACCAUGGCUACUGAGGCAGACCCGAAGAAGCUCAGUUGGGCUGAUCAGAUGGAAAAUGAAGACAACGCGGAUGACCUUACCUUAUUCCCUCUCCCUCCACGCCAAGUCAUUGGCCCGGACGAGAAUGGAAUAAAGAAAGUCAUAGAGUACAAGUUCAAUGAAGCUGGUAACAUGGUUAAAGUCACAUCCACCUUUCAUGUUCGCAAGGUUGGUACCAAGAUGCGUAAGGGAGCAAUUGAAAGAAGGUCAUGGGCUAAGUUUGGUGAUGCAGUGGAUGAAGAAGUUGGUAGCAGGAUUACUAUGGUCUCUACUGAGGAGAUUUUCCUUGAAAGGUCUAUGGUUAAAGGAAGAGAAGUAGAUGAAACUAAAGCAAGGGAAGCUUUGGGCCGACUGGGAAAGAGAGCAGGUUUUCUUAUGUCGUGUAGGACUUGUGGCAAAAAAUAUGACCACUUUACUUGCAGGUGCCCUUAUAAGGAUCUUGCACCACAAAGUGAACCAUUGAAACAUGAAAGGCCUUCUUCAGAAGAUGGGGCUGCAGCUUUUUCUGAAACCAGCAAAAACAGCUAUGUUCCUCCAAGUACGAGAGAAGGUGCCAAAAAGAUUAUUGGCACAGAUAUGAGGCGCAGGAAUGAAGAGAAUUCAAUCAGGGUCACCAACCUCUCACUGGAUGCUCAAGAGAGUGAUUUACAUGAGCUUUUCCGCCCAUUUGGACCGAUAGCUCGUGUCUUUGUUGCGCCUGAUUACCGGACUCGUUUGAACCGAGGUUUUGCUUUUGUCAGUUUCGUUAAGAAGGAAGAUGCAGAGAGAGCCAUUAACAGUCUAAAUGGAUAUGGAUAUGACAAUCUGAUCCUCAAAGUUGAAUGGUCCUUACCAAGAUCAAAAUAG
Durio zibethinus is the source of this 917-nucleotide messenger RNA. RefSeq lists its product as uncharacterized. The record is from RefSeq and is a predicted model, not a curated record. Gene Ontology annotation, molecular function: translation initiation factor activity; RNA binding. Lineage: Eukaryota; Viridiplantae; Streptophyta; Magnoliopsida; Malvales; Malvaceae. Gene Ontology annotation, cellular component: eukaryotic translation initiation factor 3 complex; cytoplasm.